AUGGUCCGUUUAGAUGAAGCUAAAAAUGAUAUGAAUGAACAAAGUAAAACGAAUUUUGGGAAUCAACAUGAGCUCUAUUCUCAAGAAAUCCAAACGCAGAUCGAGCUCUAUGUUAUUAUAAGAUACUUUAAUCUUAGCAACUGCCGAUAUCUUUCGAUAACUGUUUUCGUACUUUCGUUUUUUUCAGCCAUACUGACUGCUUUGGAAACUGCCGCUUCAGACGCAGCAUCAACUUUGACUGGCACUUCUUCAUCCAACUCUUCAGACACGAUCACAUUAGCCGAGAACACGAUGUCGUCAGCGGUAAGCGACAUGGAGUCACUUGUAUCCGCCGCAAAAACACAGAUGGAAACAAUGGCUCUUUGGUUCACCACUCUUUUUAUACCAACGGUUUAA
Molecule: messenger RNA, 396 nt
Organism: Diprion similis
Lineage: Eukaryota; Metazoa; Arthropoda; Insecta; Hymenoptera; Diprionidae
Exons: 3
Coding region: 1-396 (131 amino acids)
Source: RefSeq, a predicted model, not a curated record